AAAAGGCGGAAAGCGGCAAAAUGGUUAGCGGAUGACAUCACCGCCAUUUGCAUAGGCGCGGGGAUAAAACCGCCCCGCCAGCGAGCGCCCUUUAUACUGGCGUGCGGAGCGGCGGCGGCAGCGAGCGGCGGGGCUGAGCAUCACCGCGCGGCGACACCGAGUCACCUGCCAACAUGUCCGACAAACCAGACAUGGCCGAGAUCGAGAAAUUUGACAAGUCCAAAUUGAAGAAGACAGAGACGCAAGAGAAAAACCCCCUGCCUUCAAAAGAAACAAUUGAACAGGAGAAGCAAGCGGGUGAAUCGUAAUGAAAUCUGCCCUUCCAAAUUAUGCACUGUACAUUCCACAAGCAUUGCCUUCUUAUUUUACUUCUUUUAGCUGUUUAACUUUGUAAGAUGCAAAGAGGUUGGAUAAAGUUUAAAAUGACUGUACUGCCCCUUUCACAUCAAAAGAAUAGAGAGAACUACUGACACUGAAUGAAGGCGCUGCCUUUCCCUCUGCCUGUCUGGCUUUGGUCCUGGUGGCAUGAAAGAGCUUGCAUGUUGAUGAAAGAAGAACUUGGGUGGGACUACAGUAAACUAGAGUAACACACGAAUAAAUGCAAAGCUGUACCAAGGUCCUGCGAGCUGUAAAAUGCAGUUAAUCGAGUGCCAUUUUUUUUUUUGUUCAAAUGAUUUUAAUUAUUGGAAUGCACAAUUUUUUUAAUAUGCAAAUAAAAUGUUUUAAAACCUG
Messenger RNA from Cygnus atratus (black swan), 732 nucleotides. It is a transcript of the gene TMSB4X, whose product is annotated as thymosin beta 4 X-linked. Bases 174 to 308 code for a protein of 44 amino acids. The record is from RefSeq and is a predicted model, not a curated record. Gene Ontology annotation, cellular component: cytoplasm. NCBI's taxonomy places the organism in Eukaryota, Metazoa, Chordata, Aves, Anseriformes, Anatidae. Gene Ontology annotation, molecular function: actin monomer binding. Gene Ontology annotation, biological process: regulation of cell migration; actin filament organization. The transcript is spliced from 3 exons.